Messenger RNA from Suillus discolor, 2838 nucleotides. RefSeq lists its product as uncharacterized. Bases 1 to 2838 code for a protein of 945 amino acids. The record is from RefSeq and is a predicted model, not a curated record. The transcript has 18 exons. Lineage: Eukaryota; Fungi; Basidiomycota; Agaricomycetes; Boletales; Suillaceae.
AUGUUCGCACCUACGUGUCAAACGAUCGAGACCGAGCCCGUUCCUGCCCUUGUUCAAAGUCAGUCCAGACGCAAGCCAAUUCGCAUCGCCCUCGGCCUAAGGCUCGUCCUCUUCCAAGGCGUCCGUUUGUCAGGAACAAGUCCAAUGAUGAGGAUCCUGAUACCCAGUCAGCUGACACAUCCCAAUUUCUACUCUCUGACCACUGAUGAUCCUGCAGAUGGCACAGAUAGUGAUGGAUCAUCGGCUACUCACAGGGAAGACAGUCCUGGUGCUGUUAAUAGCGACAUAGAUACAGUUACAAACAACGGACACAAGACUGCACUUCCAUCCAAUGGGGAAUGUGGUCCUGCAGUGACAAAUGAAAGGGAGAAGACCUCUGUUCCGUCUGAUGGUGAAUGUGGUGGUCCCGCAGUGACAAACGAAAGAGAGAAAACUGCUGUUCCGUCCGAUGGUGAACACAGCGGUGCUGCAGCAAUGAACAACCAGGCGAAUCCUGCAGCUCCAUCCUCAAAUGAAUGCGAUGGUGAUGCUGCGGUAAAUGAAAGGGAAAAGAAUGCAUUUCUUUCCGACGGUGAAUGCGACAAUGCGAUAACAACAAAUGAAAGGGAGAAACAUCCAGUUGCGUCCAUGGCCCUUCGCCCACAUAGAUCUAGUGGUCAUAAGUCAUACUUUCCUAGCUACGAGAGGGGAUCCACAGAGAGCUCCGGCUCUGACAGCGACUGGGCUGAAACAGAAGAGCAGCGAAAGAAGGCAGAAUGUAGUGCAUAUCCGAUGGAGCCACCCAGACUGUCUGCCGAGGACAAGCAGAAGGGAAAAGCAGUAGAAGAUGGCCAUGUCAAUGAUUCAGAGGGCUCUGAUGAAGAAGGCAGACCCAAGGAUGAGGCUGAGGCCACACACAAAGCGGGCAGACUAUCCAAAGAAGCCAUUUCAGUAGUACAUGAUUUCAGGAAGAGGGUCGAGGUGGAAGCGACCGAAAUUGGCAAAUGGUUUGGGAAACAUCAGCAGGUGAUUCUGAUGGAGGCAGGACUGGCGAGGAAGGCAACUCGCAAGGAGUUGAUUUGGAAUCAGCAUCAAGCCUGGUUUAAAACUGUACUGCACCCGUCCAAAGCAGCGAGCUUGCAGGCAUGGAAAGCCAAACAAGCCGAGCAUUACCAUGCCCACUCAUACAAAGACCCUAAGAACGCAGCUCUAUGGAAGCAAAUCCGAGAGCAUUUUGAUCAUGCGGUUGCCACUCCCAAUGAUCUAUCCUCGCGCGAGUCAUGCAGUCUUAUGAUGGCAGUCUGUGAAAUGUUUGCAAAAUCGGCUUUGUAUUGGCACCGCACACAUGGAAUUCACGUCACUGGCAUUGUGAUCUAUCCAGGGGAUGAAGAAUCUGGCCGCCAGGCCUCAGGCUUUUUUGCAGGGUCUGAUAUAGUGAAGGCCCUCAUUGACGCUCAAAAGGUAGAUGCCAAGCACAUGAUUGAUGAGAUCACGACAGUCCUUAAGUACAAGGACUUAGAGGCUGCGCAAGCAGAAGGCAAGAAUAUCAGUUUUUUCCUGCUGCCUGUGCAACUCCCCAAUGGUUCACUUCUACGCAACGGCAAAUCUGACAGAGAUAGAAAUCGUAUGGUGGCGCCUGUAAUUAUCAGUGAAGCAUUUGCUGAUGCCGGUCAAGCGUUAAAAACAUCUAAUAGUAGAUGGAUGACAAUGCUCGACGUCCUCUACUCCUCAAGGUUGUGCAUCCAUGACUGGCCCACAGGAGUUCCACCUCCUGGCCCUGACUUCAAUCUCAAAUCAUUGUCUGCCAGUCAGUUAUGCACCUUGGUGGGUCCAUAUCUGAGGAAACAUCUUGGUGCCAUGUAUGAGGCCGAGUUGGGCCGAGAUGAGGACGAUGACGAUAGCGAUGCAGAGAAAGCUAAAAUGAGCAAGCGGAAAGGCAAGUCCAAGAAGUCUAAUGAGAAUCGAAGGACCAAGGGUGCAUUUGUGGAGGAGCCUGAUGUUGUAUUGUGUAUUAAGGAGUGGAGUCCUCUUCAGAUACAAGACCUCACUUUGUACUUGGGUGAGGUGUAUUCAAUCCCUCUUGUCAUUAACACAGAUGGUGUCAUCCUACGGCGCCUUCAGGAUUCAGAGAAAUUUAUCAAGGACAUCCCUCCCCAUGUUACUCACAAGCAACUAGUCACAACGAUUCGUGAAGAGCAUCCAAACUCAGAUGCAAGUGCAGAGCACUCAAACCCAGAGGCUCCGUGUCCUAACUUACAGGUUUCGCGUUCACGUGCAUCUACAGCUCCGCAUUCCAAAUCAGGAGCUCCACACCCACACCAUGAGGCUCCGCGCCCACACCAUGGGGCUCUGCACCCUGACUCUGUGGCUUUGCGCUCAAACCAAGGAGCUAUGCGCUCCAACUCUGGGGCUUUGCGCUCAAAACAAGGGGCUUUGCGCUCCAAUCAACCUGUUUCUAGGCACACUGACUAUGAUGAUAUCUCAGACUAUAAUGACCUCCCACCAUCAUCUCCUUAUGAGCCUGCUACGCCUAAAGGUUCAAAUGCAGCACCUGCUAUAUAUGACUUGCCAAUACAACAAUCCAAGUACACCCGCAUACGUCAAGAUAUCCACUGCUCUAAGUCGGACACUCAGAAACCUUUUACAUCGCAGGACAGGACAAGCAUGGAUCAAAGGUCCAUUGGUCAUCAUCGUGAGCUGUAUGUUCGUGCUCCAUCAAUGACACACUUAGGACCCAUCCCAAAUACUGCAUGUUUACCCUCUCGUUCGGCAGCAGUGCCCUAUGCUAAUCGCUCGCCUCCAUGCCAGUACGGCCGUCGACUUCCUGCUGAAGAUGAGUAUGAAUUUGAGUAUAACUGA